AUGAGCAAACGUGACAUCCCAGCCGAAUACGUGACGGUGGAUGGCCGAUGGUCACAUGUCCGAGAGGGUGAGUGGUGCACAGUGUCGUUCAUGGACAUACCGUCGCGGAAGAUCUUGUACUGUGUAACAACACGUAAAGGGGUGGAUGAUAAAUCGUCGGUGCGAUUGGAGCGGGUGGCAUUCGACAAAGGGGUUGAUGAGUUGAAGCUGUUGGGGUUCGAUGUGAAGGGCAUCAUUUCGGAUCAAGGGACCACGUUUAGAGGCGCUGCGGCAGAGCGAAAGCUGGAUCAUCAGGUGGAUUGGUGGCACGUGAAACGGACGCUGUACAAUCUUUUCUGCAAGGAGCUUCAGGAUCAGGUGCGGAAGCCUGUGGAGGUGGACAAGGCUAGCUGUAUCGAGGAUCUAUGGUUGGCUAAGGUGGAAGACUUAAGGCAGUGGUUGAGGACCAAAGGAUUGGAGAAAGAGGCGAAGGGGACACUCAAAGCAUCACUUGUGGAGGCGGUAUGUGGAGCCAUGGGUACCAUUGCAUAUGUGAAGAUGACCCCUGAUGAAGCGAAGUGGAUGUUUCCUGAGUUGCGAAAAUUCCGGCGGCUGGGAGGAGAACGGGCAGCGGUAGAUGUCCCAGUGGGAUAUGGCGAGGUGCGUCCUGAUACUACUGGAGAGAUGCAGCCCAUCGUGCGAGAUGAUGCGGUUGACGAGGCGGAUGCGGGCACAACCCAAGUUGAUGUGCAGUGGGCGGAUGUGGAGGAGUUAUGGCAAUACGAUAUCCAUCCUGUGCGUGGUGCGAGACCAUCGUCAUUGGCUAGUUCUCUCAUCGUGCACGCAUAUGCGGGUGCAUGCAGUAACUUACGAUUCAUCGGCGGGACGACUCCGUGGGCCAACGUUGAUGAAGCUACUGGUAUGAACGCUUUGUGA
Molecule: messenger RNA, 915 nt
Organism: Closterium sp. Yama58-4
Lineage: Eukaryota; Viridiplantae; Streptophyta; Zygnematophyceae; Desmidiales; Closteriaceae
Source: the annotation of a GenBank genome assembly